Molecule: messenger RNA, 950 nt
Organism: Vollenhovia emeryi
Lineage: Eukaryota; Metazoa; Arthropoda; Insecta; Hymenoptera; Formicidae
Gene: Prx2
Product: peroxiredoxin 1
Exons: 4
Coding region: 167-748 (193 amino acids)
Biological process (GO): cellular response to stress; response to oxidative stress; cell redox homeostasis
Cellular component (GO): cytosol
Molecular function (GO): thioredoxin peroxidase activity
Source: RefSeq, a predicted model, not a curated record
GAUUCCCGCUCUUCGUCUUUAUGUGUGUAUAUAUGCGGCGGUCGAUACCAAAAGGUUCUCAGAGACGGAUCGCCGGCGAGUUCCCGCUUCUCAUUGUUCUCACGUCACCUGCGGAUCGCGGUCUUCUACGAGGAAGCUACACUCAAGCGACAAAACAGCAGUGACCAUGCCUCAGAUUCAGCAACAGGCACCAGCUUUCUGCGGCACAGCCGUUGUGAAGGGACAAUUCAAGGAUAUUAAACUCAGCGACUACAAGGGCAAAUAUGUCGUGCUCUUCUUCUACCCGUUGGACUUCACUUUCGUGUGCCCGACGGAAAUCAUCGCUUUCUCCGACCGAGUGAAGGAGUUCACCAACAUCGGCUGCCAAGUGAUUGCCGCGUCCACCGACUCCCACUUUAGCCAUCUCGCGUGGAUAAAUACGCCGCGCAAGCAGGGCGGUCUCGGUGAGAUGAACAUUCCCCUGUUGGCGGACAAGAGCUGCAAGAUCGCCCGCGAUUACGGCGUCCUCGACGAGGAGUCGGGAAUUCCCUUCCGCGGUCUUUUCAUCAUCGAUGACAAGCAGACCUUGCGCCAGAUCACCAUCAACGACCUACCCGUGGGAAGAUCCGUGGACGAAACUCUCCGUCUGGUUCAGGCAUUCCAGUACACCGACAAGCACGGUGAGGUUUGUCCAGCCGGCUGGAAACCUGGCGCGAAGGCCAUGAAGGCCGACGUCGUUGGCUCACUGGAGUACUUCAAGGAUCAAUAGACAAUAAACUCAUACUAAUGCCUCUUCAUACUUACUGUUAACUCGUGUGUGUAUGUGUGUUUUAUACUCUUUCGCUGCGUACUCUUCGAGUUUGACACAUUCAUUUCUGUUUCUACUUAGCAUAGCUGGAUAUACGUAUUUUCACAUAGAAGACACCCGUCUUUAGUUUAAUAAAUGGAAAAUAAAAAUUUAUUUUCUAUAU